AUGAGUGGCCAGGCGGUCGUCGGAUUGAAGCCGCAAUCGCCCCGGGUGGGCUGCGGCUGGGGCUGGGGCGGCGGGACUGCGACUGGUCUGCGCUCUGGCGUACCUGCGGUCGGGGCUGAGUGGCUCCAGUGGCUGCCUCUGGUCGUGGUUCCCACCGCGGUGGGUGGCGGGCGGCCGCGCUGCCUGGCCCCGUGCGUCCAGGGUGCUGCGGGGCACGGGGACCUGGUGGUCGGGCAUCGCGCGCAGUGCCGCGUGGCGCUCGACUUCUUAGGGGUAGAGAUGCCUUUGGGAGUGUCUCCGCACUACCACUCGUGCAAGGGGUCGCUGCCAGAGCAGCGGCGGCCAGUUUGGUCCAGCGGGCAGCGGCUCCGGUACUCUGCGCCCUCCCCUGGGGCGCGGGGCACCGCCAUGGCGUCCGCGGUGGAGGCACCGCGCGACGAGGAGGCCGUCGAGGCCCGGGUCAUCCCGACGAGCACUGGGCCCUGCGUCUGGUGGGCCCGCAACGACCUGCGGGUGCAGGACAACCCAGUGCUGCGGGCGGUGGUAGGUGCGGCCCUGGCCGACAGGCGGCCGUUCACGGCCGUGUUCUGCUUCGACCCGCGCUUCCUGGACAGGUCGCCCUACGGCCGCGUGACCGAUCCAGAGUUCAAGAGGUCCAUCCCCACCCGCAAGCCGAUUACCUUCUCGGCGCGGAAGACCUGCGCGCUGCGCGCGCGCUUCUGGCUCCAGUGCGUCGUCCGCCUGGGUGAGGAGCUGGAGCGGCGCGGGUCUCGGCUGCUGGUGUGCCACGGCCGGCCGGAGGACGUGCUGGGCGCGCUGCCCGAGGGCUCCGAGGUGAAGUGCCUCCCUGAGCCAGUUUCCAUCGAGCAGACUGACGUGGAAGAGUUCGUAAGAGCAAGGCUGGUUGCUGGCGGCAGCAAGCUUCGCACCGAUCCAGGUGCGAUGAGCUUGUAUCAUCCUGAUGAUCUGCCCUUUCAUCCUAGAGAUCGGCCCGAUUGCUACAGCGGCCUGGGCUUCGCCCUGGGCUGGAAGGACAUCUGGACGUCCGCCGAGAGGGAGGACUGGGCGGCCCAGAUCCGCGGUCCCGUGCCCGCUCCGCAGGAGUUCCCCCCGCCGCCCGCGGACCUGAAGCUGCCUGGCCAGAUCCCCGCCGGGGUCCUUGCGGAUGAGCGGGAGACGCUCCUCCACCUGGGCUACACCGAGGAGGAGAUCCAGGAGGCGGAGGGCCAGAGCAUCCCCGAGGGCGGCGAGCCGGCGGCGCGCCUGUGGCUGGAGCGGUGGGUGGCCGAGGCCCAGCGGGCGAAGGCGCAGGAGGAGCAGCCGCCUGCCGUGUACUGGGACCUCCCCUGCGGGGGCCAGAGCGGGCCGACCGCGGGCGAGGUGGACCCUAUGCAGUGGGCGACUCUCACAACGCCCUUCGGCGGGAUGAGGAUCUCGUGCUACAUGGCCGUGGGGUGCAUCACCGCCCGGGAGAUCCUCCAUCGGGCACGCGAGACACCUUUCUACGCGAUGGCGGCGCACAGGCUCAUGUGGCGAGAGUUCCACCGCAUGUACGCGAUCAAGUACCACAGGCGAAUCGCUUGGCUUCAGGGUCCAGCGAGGGUGACGCGCACUUGGAACGAGGAUCCGGAGAUCGCGGAUAAGUGGAAGAGGGGCCUCACCGGGGUACCAUACAUCGACGCGUGCCAGCGAGAGCUCCUCAAGACGGGGUGGCUGGCUUACAAGGGCCGCAAGACCGCCGCCCACUUCCUCGUGUUCGACCUCUGGAUGGAUUGGCGCAUCGGCGCCUUUCACGACGAGGAGCGCCUCCUGGACUACGAUUUCGCGAUGAACUACGGCAACUGGGCCGUGGUCUCGAAGAUCGGCAACGGCGGCUCGAGUGCUUGGGAUGGGAGCCGCGAUUUCGACCCCGAGCACUGGGAUCUGAGGUUCAAGCUCCACGCGGAGCAGGCGAACGACCCCUCCGGCGCGUACAUCCGCCGGUGGGUGCCCGAGCUCCGCGGCGUGGACGACAGGUUCAUCCACACGCCGUGGCUGAUGUCGAAAGAGGACAUGGAUGCCUGCGGCUGCGUCAUAGGCGAGCACUAUCCUGCGUCCCUCGUUGGGCCAUUAGACAUCAAGUGCGACUGGGGAAUGGACGAACACCCCUCCCAAGGGAACGAGAAGCCAAACUACGCGGAGCUCAAGGCAUUGUUGGAGGCAAAGGACAGGGAGUUGGCCGCUCUCCGAGCAGACUUGGCAAAGUGA
This is a messenger RNA of Prorocentrum cordatum, 2247 nucleotides long. The record is from the annotation of a GenBank genome assembly. NCBI's taxonomy places the organism in Eukaryota, Dinophyceae, Prorocentrales, Prorocentraceae.